Molecule: messenger RNA, 2045 nt
Organism: Sander lucioperca (pikeperch)
Lineage: Eukaryota; Metazoa; Chordata; Actinopteri; Perciformes; Percidae
Gene: arhgef39
Product: Rho guanine nucleotide exchange factor (GEF) 39
Exons: 12
Coding region: 144-1397 (417 amino acids)
Biological process (GO): positive regulation of cell migration
Cellular component (GO): plasma membrane
Molecular function (GO): guanyl-nucleotide exchange factor activity
Source: RefSeq, a predicted model, not a curated record
CGGGAACGGUGUGGAGCAGCCAAUCAGCGUGCGCGUCAACCAUCGCAGCCCGGAAGAAGGAAGCUCAAACCGAAAAGAGCGCCUUGAUUAAAAGUGGGAACGUUAUACCUGAAGAUUGCAGUGUCCUCCUCGUCACUGUGACCAUGAGCUUCUGCCCUGGUCCGCCCGCCCCCCCGGGGGGCACCAGCAUCCAGGAGCAGAGGGGCCGCUGGGAGAGGAAACGCAGCCGCACAGCCAGAGAGUUGGUGCAGACAGAACAGCGCUACGUCCAACAGCUGCAGCUAGUCACCACGUACUUUGUGGAGAUCUUGAAGGCCAAAGGAACCCUGAGGCAGGACAUUAGAGAAAGCAUCUUCAGUUCAAUUAAAGCCAUUCAUUCAGUAAACCAAUCCCUGCUUGUCCAUCUGGAGAAUGGCUACUUUGGCCGAGGCUUCGACCAGAUGUGUCCACAUCUGCACCACUACAACACGUAUGUGGACAACAUCUAUAAUGCCAGCAAAGUGCUCGGGGUCCAGCUGAAGAAAAACAAGGCCUUCAGACGUUUUAAGAAACUACAGGAAGCCCGACCAGAGUUCAACAACCAGAAGCUCGAAGACUUGCUUCAACUUCCCGUUCAGCGGAUCGACCAGUAUAAGCAUUUCCUCCAGGACCUGACUGCCAACACAAGUCCUGACAACCCAGAGUUUCAGCAGCUUUCAAGGGCGGUGAGUGCAGUGUGCGACGUCUCCCAGCGUAUCCAGGAUAACGCCCGGUGCCAUGAGAACCACCUGCAGCUUUGCCGGGUGCAGAAACUGCUGAAAGGGCGAAAGACGAAAGUGUCGGCCGCAGGGCGGUGGUACAUCCGGGAGGGCUGGCUGAAGGUGGUUCCUCCUAAAGGUGCAGACGUUCAGCCCAAGAUGUUCUUCCUCUUCUCUGACAUGCUGCUGCAGGCCAAGCGCUGCGGCCCGCUGCGGCUGUCCAGCGGAGACAGGUUUUCGGGCCAGCGCGCCUACCCCCUGCAGGACUGCACCGUGGAGAAGGUGUUUGGCCACACCCGGAGCCAGGGAGGCCUGCUCAGCCUAACCUUCCCCAAGGCCAAACUCCUGCUGAUGUCCUGCAACCAGGAGGAGCUCAAUGACUGGUACCAGAGCCUGAGCUCCGCUGUCGGGAAGCUGCAGUCUAAGCAGACCGUAGUGCAUCAAAGAGAUGAGUUGUGCCGCAGACCGCUUGGACCAGCCGCGGCCGCCGCCGACACAGCCGGCAGCAGGAAGAGGAACAUGGUGAGCGGUGAGACCAGUGAGCAUGCUCAGAAGCCUCCAGCUGAGUGGGGGGGCAGCGCCCCCAAGCGGAUGAAGCAGUGUGACGCUCCGGAGCAGAGCAGUGCAGAGGCGUCCACCUCCAGCUGUGUGAUCCUCUGAUGGGAUGCCGUCUGAGAUGUUUCACUUCAGGCCCGUGCCACACAUGCAGCUGCAACAGUUAGUUUUACUGUGCGAGUCAGGAGAUUGGAUGAUUACUAACAGCAGCUGCAGCCUCUGCUCAUCCUGUGCAAUAUAAACUAACCAUCUGGAUCUGCUGCUUUAAGAUAAUAUAAUAUAAACUAACAAUAUAUAAAGACCAAAUAUCUGAAAGUUUAACUCUGAGCACCAUGUUGCUUCUGCUUGUCUCCACGACCCUUUUCCCGGUCGGUACCUGAAUGCACCACUCCCCCAGUCUUCUCAGUCAUGUGAUGUGACACUGCGUUUACAGGCCACACACAUAUCUGGAUAUACAUCUUUGAGAAAUAUUGAGCUUAAAUCAGAGGAGGACGGCAGUGUAACGGGGAGCCUCCUAUCCUGUCACAUGAUGGGAGCAUUCUGUCCAAUCAGCUUCUUUCUGACGGGAGGAAACACACGCCUUCACUUUGUCAUGUGACACUGAUGUCAUGAUUCAGGAAUUCACCACACUUACCAGGAAGCAAUAUUACGAAUCCCACUAUGGCCACGGCAAGACCCGCCCUUCAAUAGCAUUUAUUGGCCAGGCGUCCAUGCUUACACUAGGUAACGUAACCCCAUUGGUACAGGUCUAUC